AUGAGCACCUCCGCACCUGAUCUUUCGGAUGGUCUGGUGACUCUACCGGCUGCCGAGCUACGUGAGUCACUGGAGAACAUACUCUCCGCUAUUAGUGCCUCUGCGCACUCGUGCUCGGAGGAGAGCAGGGCACUGGAGGUGCAGCGUCAGCGGGUGCUUACGCUUCUCUUCAAGCUGGAUCGAAGACGAACUUCCUUCGACUCACUGGAUACCACAGUGCCGCGCCACGGUACUCUUUUAUCCCCAGUCAGCGCAGAGACGACCGUCGAACAUGGUGGCUCUUUGCAUGUCUUCGUCCGCAACAGCGAGUCUGCCGAUGCACGGACUGACGCACCGGGGGAUCAACUCCGCACGGCUUUCAGAGAGGACGACAAGGUGCACGCUAGAUCGAUGCCACACCCAUACCAUCGCUGCCUCCUGGGUAACCUUUUUUCUCAGUCAAUACAGCGGGACAUGACGGCGCCUUUGGCUUACAUGUUUCCUUGCGUCUCAUCCCCACCAUCCUUGUCAAGGGGUGAGGCGGAUGGAUUGGAAGGUGACGGUGAAAAGGACUCUGGUGUGUGUGCCACAAGCACCCGACUGCAGCAGAUGGGGCAAUUAUGCUGUUCGCCUGCGGCGCUACCUUCUUUUUCGAACGAUGAGGGAGGGAGUGGUCGUGGGUGGCAUGACUUGGCAUCACGCGUUCAGCGACACAGUCGUGUAGACGAGGAUUCUCCAAAACCACAAGAGAUGCGCUCCUGCGCCCCGUCAGCGCAGGUUAAUACUCAGAAUAGUCGCCAGUGGAAUAGCGAUACGACGGUGUCGCGUAGCUUCUGGAUCAACGUGUGGCCCUGCUAUGGUGGCACCUCGGCGUCUUACACUCAGCAUCCAACACGCGUCCUCGUGCGAGGGCGGUACCGCUACAUCGAAGAGGUGAUGGAGAAGGCGGCGAAGCUGACGAACUGCAGGCCCGCCUCCCACGGCUUUUACACGCCUGACGGAUGUCCGAUUCGCAACCUGGAGAGCUUGGUCCCGGAGCAGCACUACCUCCUCUUUCCUUUCGGGGGGUUUUACCGCAGGCAAACCGUCCCUACCGCACUUUUGUGGCAAUUGUACAGUGACGCACGCCACAUUGUGCAGUGCCUGUAG
Leishmania braziliensis MHOM/BR/75/M2904 is the source of this 1128-nucleotide messenger RNA. RefSeq lists its product as hypothetical. The transcript has a single exon. The coding region runs from base 1 to 1128 and encodes 375 amino acids. Lineage: Eukaryota; Euglenozoa; Kinetoplastea; Trypanosomatida; Trypanosomatidae. The record is from RefSeq and is a predicted model, not a curated record.